Messenger RNA from Pieris brassicae (large cabbage white), 1504 nucleotides. RefSeq lists its product as uncharacterized. The record is from RefSeq and is a predicted model, not a curated record. The transcript is spliced from 7 exons. Lineage: Eukaryota; Metazoa; Arthropoda; Insecta; Lepidoptera; Pieridae. The coding region runs from base 4 to 864 and encodes 286 amino acids.
AAAAUGGUGAAAAUGACAUUAUACGCAGUGAUUAUUUGUAUCUGCACAAUGUUCCAGUUUAUAGGUACAGUUAGCACGCUAAAGUUCUUGCAAAUUCACGUACCGAAGGCAGUACUAACUGGGCAGAACGUAGAACUCAUGUGCACUUACGAGUUAGAAGGCGCGCAGCUUUACUCUAUACGAUGGUAUAGAAAUAUGAUAGAAUUUUAUCGGUACGUGCCCAAGGAGUCGCCUGCGACCAAGGUUUUUCCUGUUGCUGAGAUCAAAGUCGAUGUGGCAAGAUCAGAUCAAAAUCGCGUAGUGCUAACAGAAGUUGACAGAACCUUAACUGGCGAGUACCAGUGUGAAGUUUCGGCUGACGCACCUCUAUUUCAUACAGACAUCAAAGCAUCGGAAAUGGUCGUUGUGGAGCCUCCGUUAAUCGGCCCGAACAUAACAUCGGAUAGGAUGACAUAUGUGGGAGGAGAUCACAUUCAGGCUAACUGCUCAUCACCACCCUCGCUACCCGCAGCUAACAUCACGUGGUACGUGAAUGAGCAAAUGGUGCCGAGUUUCACGGCGAACCACGUGACGAACUUUACUAACGGAUAUGCGUCGAGUUUGUCUACUUUGGAGCUCGAGACAGCUGUGUUAUCUCCUCUUCCUAUGCUUAUGAUACGUUGCGAAGCGUCAAUAUUCGACGUGUGGAAAUCAGCAAGCCACGCUGUUGUCCUGAGGGAACGGAACGCGAACCCGGUUUCAGCGUUGGGACGGAGUUUGACAGGUGGCGCCACAGAAACGUGUAUACCAUGUAUACUUGUUCUAGUUCUGCAGUCGUUUUUACAGUUUUUACUACAAAAUUACACGGAAACAUCAAUAAGAUAGCUUCAAAUUAGUUAUACAUGUAGAAAUCAGGGUUUAAAAUAAUUUGUUUGUUCAUAAUGCUUGUUUUGUAGAUUUGUAAAAAUGUCUAAGUACGUUGAUUAUUAACGAUGUUUUGAUGACAAUAUAAGUUUAUAAACUUAACUGAGAUCUAUUAUUAAAAAUAAAAACAUUUUAAACAAAAUAGACUAAACGCAUGUAACUAAAAUCUUAUUAACACAAUUAAUAAAGCAGUAAGUAAAUGUAACGUGAGUUCAAAACUAUUGGUUUGCCAAUAGUAGCAUAAUAAUAAUAAUUCAGUGGUACUACAACCCUGUGUGGGUGGCCUCAGAGAACUCUUAAUCAUAUUUAUUUUAUAGACAGCCUUAUAUCAAACAUAAUAAGUCAACACUUUUUGGAUCUGAGAUAUGCAGCCAGUUUCCUCACAAUGUUUUCCUUCACCGUACAACUGAAGGUUCGAUGUGUACACACACAGCAAGUCCAUUGGUGAACGGCCGGAGUUCAGAAUCUCUGGGAUGACAGUUACACCGUGAAACCAACUAAGCCAACACUACAUUUUGGCAUAUUACAUAUUAAUUUAUAAGCUUUAUGACAUAUAAUGACAAAGGCAGCUGACAGGAACGCCAUUGAUCUGACACACAUA